AGGAUUUAGGGUAUCCCUAAUUUAUAAUGAUCUCGCUUUGCCUCCUUUCUCUUCCUUACCUUGGUUUCUCCCUUUUCUUCCAGUUGUCUUUGACGAGGAGCCGGCGCAACCAUGGUUCACGUCAGUUUUUACCGCAACUAUGGGAAGACCUUUAAGAAGCCACGGCGUCCUUAUGAGAAGGAACGAUUGGAUGCUGAGUUGAGGCUUGUAGGAGAGUAUGGGCUUCGAUGUAAGAGGGAGUUGUGGAGGGUUCAAUAUGCUUUGAGCCGUAUCCGUAAUGCUGCUAGGGACCUUCUCACCCUUGAUGAGAAGAACCCUCGUCGUAUUUUUGAAGGUGAAGCACUACUUCGUAGGAUGAACAGGUAUGGGCUUUUGGAUGAGAGCCAGAACAAGCUCGAUUAUGUCUUGGCUUUGACCGUUGAGAACUUCCUUGAGCGUCGCUUGCAAACACUUGUGUUCAAGUCUGGUAUGGCCAAGUCGAUUCACCAUGCUCGUGUGUUGAUCAGACAAAGGCAUAUCAGGGUUGGGAGGCAAGUUGUGAACAUCCCAUCCUUCAUGGUGAGGGUUGACUCACAAAAACAUAUUGAUUUCUCUCUCACAAGUCCGUUUGGAGGUGGCCGUCCCGGAAGAGUGAAGAGAAAGAACCAAAGAGCUGCUGCGAAGAAGGCUGCUGGUGGAGAUGGUGAUGAGGAAGACGAUGAGUAAAACAUAGGCAAUCCUAUCACCGCUAGAAACUCUUUAAAAGCCCUUUUGGUUGGAACUCACACCAUCCUCCAUUGUUAUAGACAUGGUUUUGAGUUUUGUUUCCUGAACUUUGAUGUAGUGGACCGAGAUAUAUGUUUUGCAUUUACUAUUUCUGGUUUUCUUGGAUU
This is a messenger RNA of Hibiscus syriacus, 872 nucleotides long. Its product is annotated as 40S ribosomal protein S9-2-like. Gene Ontology annotation, biological process: translation; positive regulation of translational fidelity. Gene Ontology annotation, molecular function: rRNA binding; structural constituent of ribosome. Gene Ontology annotation, cellular component: cytosolic small ribosomal subunit. The record is from RefSeq and is a predicted model, not a curated record. The coding region runs from base 112 to 705 and encodes 197 amino acids. The transcript has 3 exons. Lineage: Eukaryota; Viridiplantae; Streptophyta; Magnoliopsida; Malvales; Malvaceae.